Vicugna pacos (alpaca) is the source of this 4014-nucleotide messenger RNA. Lineage: Eukaryota; Metazoa; Chordata; Mammalia; Artiodactyla; Camelidae. The record is from RefSeq and is a predicted model, not a curated record.
CCUUCCCGCGCCUCCUGCCCGGCUCGCCGCGCGCGAGGCUCCUGCCGGCUCCCGUCCCCAGCCGGGCCGGCGCGGCCCCAACUACCGCACGCAAAAGACCCAAAACCUUCGAUAAUUUUGCCCGGUGUUGACAACUUGGGCUUUGCGUGCCUUUGAGAAGGGGGCCUUACGCAGUUUCCCAGAGAUCCCUCUCCGCUGUAUACGCCGCUUUCGCUUAUUGCUGCUACUUCCUUUCUCCUCCUUUCCCACCUUCUCCCCUUUUUUGCGGAUGCUGCCUCCCCUCUCUGGAGUGUUGCUCAGCCCUGUAGUCCCGGGCACCGCUUGCUGGCCUCGGGAGGGGGUUUGCAUUCUCGACCAAAAGAUCAUCAUCUCCCGGGAGAACUUCUUGGUCCUGAUGUCUGACCAUGGAGAUGUGAGCCUCCCACCCGAAGACCGGGUGAGGGCUCUCUCCCAGAUAGGUAGCGCAGUGGAGGUAAAUGAAGACAUUCCACCCCGACGGUACUUCCGCUCUGGAGUUGAGAUUAUCCGAAUGGCGUCCAUUUACUGUGAGGAAGGCAACAUUGAACAUGCCUUCAUCCUCUAUAACAAGUACAUCACGCUCUUUAUUGAGAAACUACCAAAGCAUCGAGAUUACAAAUCAGCUGUCAUCCCUGAAAAGAAAGACACAGUAAAGAAAUUAAAGGAGAUUGCAUUUCCCAAAGCAGAAGAGCUGAAGGCAGAACUGUUAAAACGAUAUACCAAAGAAUAUGCAGAAUAUAAUGAAGAAAAAAAGAGGGAAGCGGAAGAAUUCGCCCGGAACGUAGCCAUCCAGCAAGAGCUGGAGAAGGAAAAACAGAGGGUUGCACAGCAGAAGCAGCAACAGUUGGAGCAGGAACAAUUCCAUGCCUUUGAGGAGAUGAUCCGGAACCAGGAGCUCGAGAAAGAACGACUGAAAAUUGUACAGGAGUUUGGGAAGGUGGACCCUGGCCUGGGUGGCCCACUGAUACCUGACUUGGAGAAGCCCCCCCUCGAUGUCCUCCCCAUGGCGCCUGUCAUAUCCACGCAGCCUUCAGACUGUAAUACAACUGUACGGCCUGCCAAGCCACCUGUAGUGGACAGGUCCUUGAAACCCGGAGCGCUGAGCAACUCAGCAGCCCCCACAAUCAAUGGACUGCGCCACGUGGUGGUACCUGGGAAGCUCUGCCCCCAGUUUCUCCAGCUGGCCAGUGCCAACACUGCCCGGGGAGUAGAGACCUGUGGAAUUCUCUGUGGAAAACUGAUGAGGAAUGAGUUUACCAUUACCCACGUUCUCAUCCCCAAGCAAAGUGCUGGGUCCGAUUACUGCAACACGGAGAACGAAGAGGAGCUUUUCCUCAUACAGGAUCAGCAGGGUCUCAUCACACUGGGCUGGAUUCAUACUCAUCCCACACAGACUGCCUUCCUCUCCAGUGUUGACCUGCACACUCACUGCUCCUACCAGAUGAUGCUGCCGGAGUCGAUAGCCAUCGUUUGUUCCCCCAAGUUCCAGGAAACUGGAUUCUUUAGACUAACUGACCACGGACUAGAAGAGAUUUCUUCCUGUCGCCAGAAGGGCUUUCAUCCACACAGCAAGGAGCCGCCCCUCUUCUGUAGCUGCAGCCAUGCGACUGUUGUGGACAGAGCAGUGACCAUCACAGACCUUCGAUGAGCUUUUGAGUCAAACACCUGCCAAGAACUAUAACACCGUAUCAGUGUACUGUAGCCCGUUAAUUUAAACUUUCCAGAAAGCUCUGGAAGCUUGUUUAGGCAGAAUAGAAAGUGAGUAUCACCUGGGGGAGGACUGAUUUUCUAUUUCUGGUUUGAAAGGAAAUACUCGAAUGUGUUUUUUAGGCACGUCUGGAAAACAGCACGAUCAUGCUGAAGCAACUUUUCAGUCUGCCUGUAACUAAAAAAUCAAGUUGAAAAAAUGCUAUAAUGAGCACUCAUAUACCCUUUGUUAUAAAUUCACCCGUUGUUAACAUUUUUUUCUCUCAGCUAUCCUUCUAAUUUCUCUGCCUAUUUGUUUAUUGUUUACCUUUGGACUAAUUAAGGGCAUCUAUGCAGAAAUUCGGAAGCCAUUUAGAAAACCUUUGGGUUUUUCUGUGGUUUGUGGCACUAUUAAUGAAGCUUAUUACCAGGCUGAGAGACAGACAGCUCGCUAUGUCUGACCAGGUGGUGAGGCUCGAAAACCCUGAGGAAUGAUUUUGUCAGGAAUUAUUGUUACUUAACAAAUAUUUCAGGAUAUUUUUUCUUCUACAAUAAAAUAACAAUUAACUUAUAUAUAUAUACAUAUGCAUAUAUAUAUAGUGUGUGUGUGUGCUCUAGAAUGAUGUGUUGGAUCAAACAUGGUCUAAACAGGUUAACUAAAAGGUCUGGUUAUUUGGAGAAAGGUGAGAGGGGAGUGGAAUUUGAGAUGUACCAGCAUUGAAGGUGUGUCCCGGUUCACUCUUAAUUGUUCAGUCUUUUCUCUCUGCCCGUUGCCGUCUUCCAGGGAUGUGCAGUCAUCUCUGUUUGUUUGGUGCUUUCUCAAGUGGGUCAUCCCAUUCACUUCCUUCUUGUGCCCGAAAAGCUUUCAGCUGAGGAUAGUGGCACCUUUGUUCGGAGUGCCAGGUUACACUCCAGAUAAAGGAUUGUAUUCCCAUGCCACCACACUCUACUAAUUUCAUCGUGUUGGCUAUUCUUUUCUGACUUAGGUGACGUCCAGGAAGAUGUCUGAAGCUGCAGUUGAUUCUGUAUUUUUUCUAUGAGCUGAGCCUAGUGUUCUAAGGUGGCCUGGAAAUUAAUAAUAUUGUUUGAAGAGUAAAUGCCCUGGGUAGGAGAAUGAUUUCUUUUUGUAUCAAAAUUCUUCGGGGGAAAAAAAUCUGCAAAUGUUUUGUUUUAAAUUUUUUGUCCUCAGUAUGUUCAGUCUUUACUGCUUAGGUUAGUGGCCCGUGAACUUGGCCCCUGAAAGCACCAGAUCUCUGUAUCCUUGUUCUUCUCAUGGACUUAACUCCAAAGACACCAGAAGUUCUUUCUCCUGCACUUUUGGAGUCUGUGGGAACGUGGGGCUAGAUGGGUCCAGGCAAGGCAAAGGGUGCUUCCCUGUCACUGCCCUCCUUCCCCUGCUGCAGCCGGCACUGCUCCGUCUUGCCCUUAAAAGUCCUACAGUUGCCUGGCCCUGCUCUUUCCAGGAAACUCACCCCUCCUUUCCAUUCUCAAGGCUACAGCCUAGUUUAGGACCUUUUUAUCUCUUACUUGAACUAGUGCACUAAGGCUUUGUUUGGGUCUCUGUUUUUAGUGUUUCUUGACCCCAGUCUGUUUUGCCCACUAUAGUCCGGAGAAUUUUCCCCCAUUACAACCAUCCUCAUGUUUCCUCUUGCUCAGAAACCUGCAUUAGCUUUGUAUUGCUUAAAGUCUAAAUGUAACCUUUAUUCCAAACUUUCUACAUACGACCACAUAAAGCUCUUACCCCUGGCUACACGUUCAAAUAGCUGGGGAGCUUUUAAAAAAAUGCUGGUACCCGGGCUCCACCCCCCCACCCCCCAGUGAAAUCCCUUUCUCUGGAAUGGGACCUCAGACAUUGUUUGGGUUUUGUUUUGGUUUUGGUUUUUCUUUCAAUCUGCUCGGAGUCUCAAGUGCAGCCAGGGUUGAAAACCUCUGUACUUGUCAUUUAUACGUAAGAAUUGUGAGCUGUCAUGUCUCUGCACAUCAUAGACAUUCAGCAAGUGUUCAUUGAACCAAAGUGAACUGUAUCAUAGAUUGCAACCACAUUGAUCACCUAAUGUGUACCGAAUGGCCACGUUGUCUUGCCUCUGCAGCUGUGCACAGGAAGUCCCAGUGAGUGGAUGGGCGGGUGCAGGAAAUCAGUCUGCAGAAGCCCUCUUCACACCUGUCUAGCCACAGCAGAGGCACUUUGCACAGGCCAGCUUCAGUGUCUCACUUCACCCUACCUCUGUGGAAGAGACGUGGUAUCAAGCCAGCCCGCAAGGAAGCAGAGACUGGGAGGCCAGUGAGAGAAAAGAAGCCAGAGGUGUAGGG